AGAUGUGGAAGUUCAUUGUCAUCCUAUUCAUCUCGGCCACCUUUUGUGCUUCCGCCGCUGUUGAGGUGCGUCGGACGUACGACAAGCAGUGGUAUGAGCACGCGACUUUUUAUCAGGUUUACCCCAGAUCGUUCAAAGACAACAAUGGCGAUGGCGUGGGCGACUUGCCGGGGAUUACGUCCAAAUUGGAGUACCUCCAGAGCAUCGGCAUCAAUGCCAUUUGGCUGAGUCCGUGCUUCCAGUCGCCCAUGGUGGACAAUGGCUACGACGUGUCGGACUUUAAGGCGAUCCACGAUGAGUUCGGCACAAUGGCUGAUUACGAGCAGAUGAUAAGUGUGGCAAAUGAGUUGGGCAUCAAAAUCAUGCUGGACUUUGUGCCGAAUCACUCGAGUGACAAGCACGAGUGGUUCGAAAGGUCAAUAAGGCGAGAGGCUCCGUACACGGACUUCUACGUGUGGCACGACGGGCGGCGCGACGAGGGUGGGAAUCCUGUUCCGCCCAAUAAUUGGGUGUCGGUGUUCGGCGGGCCGGCGUGGACGUGGGUGGCGGAGCGCGGGCAGUUCUAUCUCCACCAGUUCUAUCCGCAGCAGCCCGACUUGAACUACAGAAAUCCGCGGGUGUUGGAGGAGAUGAAGGAGGUGCUGAUUUUCUGGAUGGAGCGUGGAGCAGCUGGCUUUCGUCUCGAUGCCAUCAAUCACAUGUUCGAGAGUCCGGGAUUCGAGGAUGAACCACUGUCGGGUUGGGGAGAGCCUGGCACUUAUGACUACCUUGAGCAUGUUCACACCAAAGAUUUGCUGGAAACUUACGAUGUUGUCGAGCAGUUUAGGCAAGUUGUGGACAAUUACGCUGAAGAGCAUCAGACAGAGGCGAAGAUCCUCAUGACUGAGGCUUACGCAAACCUCACAUUCACCAUGAUGUUCUACCAGUCAGACCAGGGCGUUCCGCGCGCUCACAUGCCCUUCAACUUUGGCCUGAUCAAUGACGUGCAUUGGGACACUUCUGUGCGGCGGAUUAAGGAGAAGAUCGACGAGUGGCUGGACAAUAUGCCGCCAGGACACACGCCGAACUGGGUGGCCGGAAGCCAUGAUCAUUCGCGCGUCGGCAGUCGCUUGGGCGUCGAGAGAAUUGGUCUCAUGAACACCCUGGUCCUGACCUUGCCCGGCACCAGCAUCACUUACUACGGCGAGGAGAUAGGGAUGCUGGACUUCCGCGAUUUCGACUUCUGGGACAGCCGCGAUCCAAACAGGACACCAAUGCAGUGGGAUGACUCGGCAUUCGCGGGAUUCACGAGUGGAAGCAGCACCUGGCUUCCCGUUCAUCCUGGCUACGCGACGAGGAACGUGGAGCUGCAGAGCAGCCAGGAGCGCAGUCAUCUUCAGCAUUACAAGCAAUUGACGGCAUUGCGGAAGCUGGACACCUUCGCUUACGGGGAUUUUCUGUUCAAACUCCUCGGCGAGAGAGUCUUUGGCUACAUCAGAGUCCUGCCGAACAAUCCAACGUAUCUGAUGGUCUUCAACUUCCACAACCAGGAGGAGCACGUUGAUUUGUCUGUCUUUGCGUCCGUGUCUGACUCUCUGAGCGUCGUCAGCUGCCCUAUUGAGUCCAGCUACAAGCCUGGAGAUAUCGUUGGCAUUGACAAUCUCCAGCUGGGACCCUAUGACGCACUGGUACUAAAAGCAUCUGGAGGUAAUCUUCUAUCGCCGGCGAUAAGUCUGUUCGUGCUCGUACUAGGGAAAUUAUUGAUUUGACGAUAUAUAGCUGUGGAGAGUGCUCGAGCACCAUUGGUAAUAAAAUAAUCAAGUUGUACUAUCCAACAUUUCCAGAAUGAACUCUUUAAUCGUCGCGCAAUGCGAUGACACAACACUUGAGGAACAAUUGAGUGUUGGCUUUAUAAUCGCAUUGAUUGAUACCCCCAUGAAAUAAGGUGAUAAACUUGUAAUGUGCAAAGGUGAGUGACUCACAGGAGUAUUUUGUUUAGAAGAUAU
Molecule: messenger RNA, 1985 nt
Organism: Phlebotomus argentipes
Lineage: Eukaryota; Metazoa; Arthropoda; Insecta; Diptera; Psychodidae
Product: alpha-glucosidase-like
Exons: 3
Coding region: 3-1748 (581 amino acids)
Biological process (GO): carbohydrate metabolic process
Source: RefSeq, a predicted model, not a curated record